GCGGCCUGUUCCACUAACCUCUUUCGGCGGGGCUCGAGGUCCUGACACAAUAGCCUUUGCUUAAAUUGCUUUCAUUUCCACCGGCUUCCUCUUCCUCCCCCUCUUCGCGUCUUCGCGCACUUCUGCUUCGCCCUUCCGCCAAUCCGCCCACAAUGGAGUCCAUGUACAGCAACUCUGGCAGCUCCCGUAACGAGGACUCAGACGGCGAGCACCAGUACACUCCGCGCACCCCGCGUCGCACGCCCAUGGCAUGCACGUUCUGCCGCGGCCGCAAGCUCAAGUGCGACGGCCGAUCCAUCUGCGCGAACUGCAACCGCCGCGGCCUCCCGUGCACGUACGUGCCUGUUGCCGCGCAGGGCCAGAAGUAGCGUUCCUGCCCACACACUGGAGGCGGCCGCACUGUGGCGUGCCGCAGCGUGGGCUCUGCGAUGCCUCCGACGCCUCCGCGGACCGACGCGCGUCCACAAGUCGCCCGGACUCCGCCACACCCUGCGCGUCCCCGACGCCACCGAGCGCCCCGCGCCGAAACACUGCUCUAGCAGCAGCGCGACCAGCCUAUCCGUUCAUCCGUUCAACCGUUCACCCGGCUCCACGCCCGGUUCCUGCACACUCGCUCUCCGGUCCAUUUCUUCUCCGUCUCUCUCUCUCUCUGUCCAGUCCCUCUCCGUGUCUCGGCCGCACCCGCUUUCGUGGCUGUAGCUAUGCCGACUGUCCUGUAGCUGUAGUUUUCUCGGCGCUGUCCCCGUCUCCUUGCUUCCUCUCCGGCUUGCGCCGGCCGUACCUAGAUCCGCUCUGAUAUUGCUCUUACUUAUUGCUUUUGCUUGCGCUCCCCCACCUACCUAUCUACCCACCUACCUACUUAC
Molecule: messenger RNA, 863 nt
Organism: Trametes versicolor FP-101664 SS1
Lineage: Eukaryota; Fungi; Basidiomycota; Agaricomycetes; Polyporales; Polyporaceae
Exons: 4
Coding region: 153-368 (71 amino acids)
Biological process (GO): regulation of DNA-templated transcription
Molecular function (GO): DNA-binding transcription factor activity, RNA polymerase II-specific; zinc ion binding
Source: RefSeq, a predicted model, not a curated record